GACGAGAGGGAAACCGAAACGAGCAGUCGACGCGCGCAAGCCGCAGCGUGAACACCUAUUCCGAGUGGACUCUUUUUAUACUCGUACGCGUUCGGGGUUCACUUACUACUUCUACCUUCGCUCUUUCUUCUCUUUCUUCAACUUAUCGGUCCUCGUUUAACCUCCUCAACCCACGUCGGUCUCAUUCCAGCGUGCAUAUACAGGCAAUCGAAGAGCUCUCCGCUCCCUCUCGAUUUCGGCGUCACAGCACACAUAUACACAUCGCCUGUCCCGCUCGAUAGCAGGAAGGUCGCCGGAGAAAGGGGCGCCUUGACCUUGAAAGAGUAAGCAAGUCUCUCUGUCUCGCUCGAUUGAUUAUCAGAAAAGAGGAGAGAGAGAGAGAGAGAGAGGGGAAAAAUGCCGGCCGACGCGGAACUAAGCACACUGCUCAGCAGGAGGCAGAAGAUCAACGAGGACCUCGAGGAGGGACGCGAGGUGAAGAAGCAGUACAAGUUCGUCAACGUUUACACCGAGUUCCACGAGCUCAGCAGGCGGGAGAUCAAGCAGUACGAGCAGACCUUCAACAGAUUCGACGACGGCCGGGACGGCUUCCUGGACCUCGCGGAGCUGAAGCGCAUGAUGGAGGUACUCGGAGCCCCGCAGACCCAUCUCGGCCUCAAAGCCAUGAUCCAGGAGGUCGACGAGGACGGCGACAGUCGCAUCUCUUUCCGGGAGUUUCUGCUGAUCUACCGCAAAGCGCGAGCAGGUGAGCUUGAGUCAGACUCCGGACUGGGACAACUCGCCAGACUUACGGAGGUGGACGUUGACGAGGUUGGCGUGACCGGAGCUAAGAAUUUCUUCGAAGCCAAGAUCGAGCAGCUGCGCAAAUCGAGCAAGUUCGAGGACGAGAUUCGCAUGGAGCAGGAGGAGCGGAAACGCGAGGAAGAAGAACGCGCUGCGAGGCGCGAACAGUUCCGACAACGAGCUGCUAUUUUCGGCAAAAACUGAAGCUUCCGUCGUAAACAUCCUCGAAGAAAUAAACGCCCCCACGCGCGCGCGAGCUCGAUUCCUAUUUAAACACGCCUAUAGUACGUCGACAGGCGAAUUCGAGAAAAAUUCUUGUUGCUGAUCAUUCGGAGAUACGUGUGUUAUAUUGUAAUGUAAUGUGUCGUCGUUGAAAUUUGUGAAAAGCGUUUAUUUUUGAAAGAUUUUAUUGCGGACGACGUUUUAGCGAGAAGAGUAUUUUAUUAGUGAUUGUCAAUUCGAAAUUUUUAUAUGAACUUGUUGCGCGAAAAAAUUUAUAGGGGAAACAAGAAUUUUUUCGGGAACGCUCUUUGCGUGCGAUGUUGUACACCUAAUAGUCAAGCCAUGAAGAGCGAAGUUUAUUAUUAUUAUAUAUAUAUUAACAUACGCAUAUGUAUACAUGUUAUGUCGUUGUUGCUCGUGUUUUUACUAGACAAGUCGUGUACGGUGUUUAAUCGAAGAAGCGCGUAACGCUGCGUAGUAACUUUUUUUGCUAAUGGAAAACACGUCACAAUUAUAUACUUUAUUGAGUAUUGCCGAGGCCUAUCUCCGCCUGCGCGUCGACGUUUUUCCGAUCUCAAUAUUGUCAUCGUCGCGCUAUCUAUACAUUUUAACGGGACAAAACCAUUCGCGCGGCAAUUUUACGCACGCAUGAAAAACGUAUUCGUAACUAAAAAAACUCUGUGUAUAUAAAAUAUACCUAUAUUUAUAUUUACAUGCGAUUCAUGUAUUAUUUAAUUACGGGACUAACAUUAACUGAUCAAUGAAAAGAGGCGCCUAUGUCUAAGAGUUUUAACCGCUGCAUUUUUUAAUUAUUUUUUCUGAGUUUGAAUCAUUGUAGAAGCAGCGAACGUAGAGCCUACAUAUGAGCGCGUUUCUUUGCAAAGUUUUUAAAGCAUUUACGUCAGAUGCAUUUCGGAUUUGUUCUAAAAAAGGGGUUGAUUGAGAGCAAGAAGAAACGAUUACAAAAAAAAAAAAAAAAGAAAAAAGAAUACACACAACGACUGACGCACACAGAGACUGUAAUACGUCCCCAUAUAUACGCCUCGGCGCACCUCCUACAUUAUAGUAAUUUUAACCGUUUUUUAGAUGUUUAGGUUUGUUUGUAUUCAGAUUUUACCGCCGAGAUAAAGUAAGAUUUAGUGAGGAUUUUCUUUAGCAUAAGAGCGUUGUAUAUAACGAAUAUUGUAAGCGUGAGUCGCUGUCACUGUGUAGAUUUUAACCAGGUUUUUUAGAAUCAUUGUUAUUUUAAUGGUAAUGAUCAACCAUAAGUUGUCUGCUGCAUACUUCUUUGAGAAAUUGUAUCUAUUAUUUCUGAUAAAUAAAGUCUCAAAAGUAUCUCUAA
Messenger RNA from Nasonia vitripennis (jewel wasp), 2347 nucleotides. It is a transcript of the gene Swip-1, whose product is annotated as EF-hand domain family, member D1. The transcript is spliced from 4 exons. Gene Ontology annotation, molecular function: calcium ion binding. The coding region runs from base 397 to 987 and encodes 196 amino acids. The record is from RefSeq and is marked validated. NCBI's taxonomy places the organism in Eukaryota, Metazoa, Arthropoda, Insecta, Hymenoptera, Pteromalidae.